AUGAAACAGCGGCGCCAGAAUAGUCGAUCAUUGAAAUUGUCUAUGCAUCUAGACAUACGUGCACGCAACUGGGAAAACUGUCUACAAGUGAGGCAACGAACAAGUCCAAAUACUUUGCCGCCUCAACCACAACCACAAGGCCUAAUCGUGGAAACUGGCAACGGAGCGAGCGUGCUCCAGCUUCCCGCUACCACCCUGGAGCAGAUCCGGCACAUCGCUGCGGACCCUGGAGCCUCCACCCUCCGUCUCCCGCCCCCCACUACUGACGUACCAAUCGGCGCCAGGGAGCUCGACUACGAUCUCUGUUACGUCUGCAAGCACUGCAAAGUCGCCUUCCCAUCUCCUGCGCCGCUGCAAGCCCACCAAUCUCGCUCGUGCUACGCCGGCAGAGAAACAUCCCGUGGCGUCAUCCGUGUUGUCCAGCCGUCUCUAGAAUGCAGGUUCUGCCCGGGCGAAAGAUUCCGCAACGCUAUGGACUUCCGACGCCACGCAGAAACAGAGGCCCACAUACGAAACGCCGUAUCCCCCCUCCAGCCCCCCACUUCCGAACCGCUCACCCACGAAAUGGAAGAUGUGGUCAACCAGAUAACGUUGCUGGCAGCGCGCGCCGCCCAAGACGCGCCCAAGGAUUCCAACGUGAACUUCUGCGCGCCCGGGCCCCGAUUCCCCCAGCCGGGCGAGAUGCCCAUGGCCAGCGCGGGUCACUAA
This is a messenger RNA of Leptosia nina, 708 nucleotides long. The record is from the annotation of a GenBank genome assembly. Lineage: Eukaryota; Metazoa; Arthropoda; Insecta; Lepidoptera; Pieridae.